Molecule: messenger RNA, 1851 nt
Organism: Lagenorhynchus albirostris (white-beaked dolphin)
Lineage: Eukaryota; Metazoa; Chordata; Mammalia; Artiodactyla; Delphinidae
Gene: STRAP
Product: serine/threonine kinase receptor associated protein
Exons: 9
Coding region: 303-1355 (350 amino acids)
Biological process (GO): spliceosomal snRNP assembly
Cellular component (GO): SMN complex
Molecular function (GO): RNA binding; protein binding
Source: RefSeq, a predicted model, not a curated record
CUGCCUGUACCGGUGUAGACGGUGUGGGUCGUGGCCGCGGAUUCUGCGGUUCUCCCCUCCCCUACUCUCCUCCCUCCCUCCCUUUCCCUCCCUCGACGGCGGUCGGUCGUCCGUCGCAGACUCCCUGACCCGUCCCUAACCCCUUUCUGACCUCGGGGCCACCGGAUUGGCCUUUUCCCGUUUCCCGGCCCAACCCCAGAGUCAGGGCGGGGCCCUUGAGGAGGCGGAGGCGGUGCCACGGAGGAGAGAAAAGACGAGACGACCCUCGGCUCCCCCGCCGGAUCGCACGGCUCGCAGCCACCAUGGCGAUGAGGCAGACGCCGCUCACCUGCUCGGGCCACACGCGGCCCGUGGUGGAUCUGGCCUUCAGUGGCAUCACGCCUUACGGCUAUUUCCUGAUAAGCGCAUGCAAAGAUGGUAAACCUAUGCUACGCCAGGGAGAUACAGGAGACUGGAUUGGAACAUUUUUGGGUCAUAAGGGUGCUGUUUGGGGUGCAACACUAAAUAAGGACGCCACCAAAGCAGCUACAGCAGCUGCAGAUUUCACAGCCAAAGUGUGGGAUGCUGUCUCAGGAGAUGAAUUGAUGACCCUGGCUCAUAAACACAUUGUCAAGACUGUGGAUUUUACACAGGAUAGUAAUUACUUGUUAACCGGGGGACAGGAUAAACUGUUACGCAUAUAUGACUUGAACAAACCUGAAGCAGACCCUAAGGAAAUCAGUGGUCAUACCUCUGGUAUUAAAAAGGCUCUGUGGUGCAGUGAGGAUAAACAGAUCCUUUCAGCUGAUGAUAAAACUGUUCGCCUUUGGGAUCAUGCUACUAUGACAGAAGUGAAAUCUCUAAAUUUUAAUAUGUCUGUUAGCAGUAUGGAAUAUAUUCCUGAGGGAGAGAUAUUGGUAAUAACUUAUGGACGAUCUAUUGCUUUUCAUAGUGCAGUAAGUUUGGACCCAAUUAAGUCUUUUGAAGCUCCUGCAACCAUCAAUUCUGCAUCUCUUCAUCCUGAGAAAGAAUUUCUUGUUGCAGGGGGUGAAGAUUUUAAACUUUAUAAGUAUGAUUAUAAUAGUGGAGAAGAAUUAGAAUCCUACAAAGGACACUUUGGUCCCAUUCACUGUGUGAGGUUUAGUCCUGAUGGAGAACUCUAUGCUAGUGGUUCUGAAGAUGGAACAUUGCGACUAUGGCAGACUGUGGUAGGAAAAACAUACGGCCUUUGGAAAUGUGUGCUUCCUGAAGAAGAUAGUGGUGAGCUGGCAAAGCCGAAGAUCAGUUUUCCAGAGACAGCAGAAGAGGAGCUAGAAGAAAUUGCUUCAGAGAAUUCAGAUUCCAUCUAUAGUUCAACUCCUGAGGUUAAGGCCUGAGCAUCAGGCAGAUGUACACAACUUAUGGACUAAAACAAACAGAGAAAAGCAUCAGCCUCCAGAGUUACUCUCUGCUUAAGGCAAACAUGAGCAGUAAAUAAUGAGGAAUAUGAAUUAGCUCCAGUGCUGGAACUAACCAACUUGGUGAUACCUGUAAGUGAAAACACAAGAGUAUCAGCUGAAGGCGGAUGGAGUGAUACUCUUGUAGUACGAUAGUCUGUUGUCUUUUUCAUGAAUAUGUGCAAACCAACAUCCAAUUUCUCUUAUUACAGGUAGAUUUCUUGUAGCUGUUUAUGUUAUUAUGAAGAGGGAAAAUAUAUUGGCCUAUUUUUCUGACUUUUCCCUUAAAGCAGAAAGCCAUUUUUUUUUUGCUUUAGUUAUAAAGAAGAGGGGGAAUACAUGAUAAAGUAACUGGUUUGAUUUCUCUUUCAUUGUACACUGCUUCUGAACAUCUAAUUGUUUUUAGUUGUCUAAAUAAAAUGCCUCUAAAACAAAA